Messenger RNA from Aspergillus steynii IBT 23096, 1857 nucleotides. Its product is annotated as sugar porter family MFS transporter. Gene Ontology annotation, molecular function: carbohydrate:proton symporter activity. The coding region runs from base 1 to 1857 and encodes 618 amino acids. Lineage: Eukaryota; Fungi; Ascomycota; Eurotiomycetes; Eurotiales; Aspergillaceae. Gene Ontology annotation, cellular component: membrane. The record is from RefSeq and is a predicted model, not a curated record. The transcript has 2 exons. Gene Ontology annotation, biological process: carbohydrate transport; transmembrane transport.
AUGUCGAGUCCAUCGGAGAACGAAAAAACCGCGGGGGACAUGUUCCCCAAUUCGCAGCACCUGCACGAUCAAUCUUCCGACUCAUCGCCCACACGAAACGCCAGUAAGGAAGAGCGCAUGAAAUAUGAGCACCAGCAGUUCAGAAGUGGGAGCACCAUGGACAAAUGGUUCGGGUGGAUGCAAGAACUGCCAGAAUGGAAGUUUCGCGGUAAAGCCCUGGCGGGUAGAACGCUUAACUGGUCCAUUGGUUUCAUUGCCAGUUGCGGUUUCUUGAUGUUCGGCUAUGACCAGGGUGUGCUCAGCGCCCUGCUCACGUUGGACUCUUUCCAGGAGACUCUGUCUCUGAUGACCCCGAGAGAGAAGUCGAAUGAUCUAUGCUGGCUGGAUAACCCGGAGAACACUAUCCCUCAUCCCGAUCACUGCAAAGGAGACGCUAAUACUCAGGCGGCUGGAGUCGCCAUCUACCAGGUCGGGUGCUGGCUCGGAUCGCUGGUUAUUCUGGCAUAUGGCGAGAAAUGGGGCCGGAAGUCUUCCACAUUUUGGGGAUCACUGAUCAUGAUCAUUGGAACUAUCAUGCAGGUAGCCUGCUUCGAGUAUGGACUGUUUGUUGCCGGUCGUGUUGUCGGUGGCAUCGGGAACGGAAUGGUGACAUCCACUAUUCCAACCUGGCAAAGCGAAUGUGCCCGCCCCCAUCAGCGUGGCGUCCUGAUCAUGUUGUCAGGUGCUUUGAUCUCCGCCGGUAUCAUGAUCGCCUACUGGGUUGACUACGGCUUCUACUUCCUCGAAGGCUCCGUUAGAUGGCGGUUCCCUCUCAUGUUCCAGUCGUUCUUUACCAUCAUCGUGAUGAUCGGUCUUCUUUACCUACCCGACUCUCCACGAUGGCUGAUCAUGAAGGGUCGCCACACUGAAGCUCGCGACGUCACUGCUCGUCUAGUGAAUAAGCCCGAGGACGACCCGGCCGUUGACGAAGAGCUGCGCAACAUCAAUGAUGCUUUGGAAGCUCAAAGUCGAGACGGCCCCUUCAGGUACAGAGAGCUGCUCACCAAUGGACCUUCGCAGAACUGCCGUCGUGCCGCACUGGCCAUGAUUGCGCAAUUCUUCCAACAAAUCUGCGGCAUCAACCUGAUCACAUACUACGCCACGUUCUUGUUUGAGAAUUCGCUCGGUUUCGGGCCCGAUAUGGCUCGUCUCCUUGCGGCCUGCAACGGGACAGAGUAUUUCCUCGCGUCACUGGUAGCGCUUCCGCUGAUAGAACGCACCGGUCGUCGGAAAUUGAUGAUGAUCGGAGCGUUCGGCAUGAUGGCUUCGAUGUCCAUUCUAGCAGGCACAGUGUCCACAGGCACGACAUUGGACAAUGGCGCUCCCCAGCUCGACACAAAGUAUGGCGUAACGGCUACAUUAUUCUUAUUCGUGUUCAAUUCCUUCUUCGCCAUUGGUUGGCUCGGAAUGACCUGGCUAUACCCAGCAGAGAUCACCAACCUACGCAUUCGGAUCCAAGCCAACGCCUUGUCCACCAGCUCAAACUGGAUGUCUAACUUCUUGAUCGUCAUGAUCACGCCUCCCGCAUUUGCCAAUCUAGGCUACCAAACCUACAUCAUCUUCGCAGUCUUCAAUGCGGCCCUCAUUCCGUUCGUAUACUUCUUCUUCCCUGAGACAAAGGGUCGGACCCUGGAAGAAUUGGACCUCGUCUUUGCCAGCGCGAGAGCUAAAGGAAUCUCGCCGGUGAAACAGAGUGCACAAAUGCCUCAUCUGGUGGGGCGGGACCUUGACCGUGAGUUGGCGCGAUACUUUGGAGCCGGCAGUGACGAGGAGACCAUGAGAUCAACGGAGAAAACCGAGGCUCCACACCACAACUGA